UCAUGCUUUCUGCAGGAAUCCUGCAAAAUCAAAGUAAACAUUUUAAUGUUUUAUUUCAUAUUCAUGACACGCUUGAGUUGAGUCAGGACAGGUGAUGUACUUUGCUCUGAUGGGGCGGACAGACCCAGGGAGAGAAAUUGGAGGCUGGCCCUAAGUUUAGCUUUACAAACCCCCCGCCCCUCACUCCAGUCACUUAAAUACUAAAACUUGAGCAUUAAGUGAGAAAUCUCCAGAGACAGCCUUGAGACGAGAAUUAUAGACAGAAGAUCAAGUGACCCUGCAAUGAAAGGAGACACUGCAAAAGCAGGCCUCCCGAAUGGCACCAAACCAGCCACGGACCUGCUGCCCGCCCCGGAGGAGAAGAUGGAAGAGCGGGGCGAGUGGGGCAACAAAAUCGAGUUCAUUCUGUCAGUCGCAGGCUCCAUCAUCGGGCUGGGCAACAUGUGGCGCUUCCCUUACCUCUGCUACAAGAACGGAGGAGGUGCAUUCCUUAUCCCCUACCUGAUCUUCCUGUUCACCUGUGGCGUUCCGGUCUUUUUCCUGGAGACGGCAUUGGGACAGUACACCAGUGAAGGAGGCAUUACCUGCUGGAGGAAGAUCAGUCCUUUGUUUGAAGGUCUUGGCUAUGGCACCCAGGUGAUAGUGACUCUGCUGAACUUCUACUACAUCAUCGUUCUUGCCUGGGGGAUUUUCUAUUUGUCUUUUUCCUUCUCCUGGGACCUGGCCUGGUCAUCUUGCAACAACACAUGGAACACAGAAAACUGUCUGGAGUUCCAUCGGAGAAACACGUCAAUCAACCAAACAAUUAACCUGAAUUCCACCUCUCCUGUCAUGGAGUUCUGGGAGAGAAGGGCGCUGAGGAUUUCCCCAGGCAUUGACCACAUGGGCUCUCUGAACUGGGACCUCGCUCUGUGUCUGUUCAUCGCCUGGGUCAUGUGCUACUUCUGCAUCUGGAAGGGGACGAAAUCCACAGGAAAGGUGGUCUACUUCACAGCGACCUUCCCUUAUUUGAUGCUGAUUGUGCUGUUGAUCAGAGGGCUCACCCUGCCUGGUGCUGCCAUUGGAAUCAAGUUUUACCUUUACCCAGACUUGGGACGACUGGCAGACCCACAGGUGUGGAUGGAUGCUGGUACCCAGAUCUUCUUCUCCUACGCCAUCUGUUUGGGGUCACUUACUGCUCUGGGAAGCUACAACAGAUACAACAACAACUGCUACAGGGAUUGCCUGUCGCUCUGUUGUCUGAACAGCGGCACCAGUUUUGUGGCUGGCUUUGCAAUCUUCUCCAUCCUGGGUUUCAUGGCGUAUGAGCAGAAUGUUCCCAUCUCAGAGGUGGCAGAAUCUGGUCCUGGUCUGGCCUUCAUAGCUUACCCCCGUGCUGUAUCUAUGAUGCCUUUCUCUCCUCUGUGGGCCGCUCUCUUCUUCAUCAUGAUUGUUUUUCUUGGCCUUGACAGUCAAUUUGUGUGCGUGGAGAGUCUCGUGACGGCGAUAGUUGACAUGUACCCUGCUGUGUUCCGACGUAAAAAUCGCAGGGAGCUCUUCCUCUUAGGUGUCAGUCUCGUCUCCUUCUUUAUGGGCCUCAUCAUGCUGAUGGAGGGGGGCAUGUAUGUCUUCCAGCUCUUUGAUUACUACGCAGCUAGUGGCAUGUGUCUUCUCUUCAUGGCCAUCUUUGAGACUGUCUGCAUUGCAUGGGUCUACGGUGCUGAUCGCUUUUAUGAUAACAUCGAGGACAUGAUUGGCUACCGACCAGGACCCUACAUCAAGUACUGUUGGUUGUUCCUUACCCCAGCCACGUGCAUUGGUACAUUUGCCUUCUCCCUCAUCAAAUACACUCCUCUAAAGUACAACAAUGAGUAUGUGUACCCAUGGUGGGGCUACGCUAUUGGCUGGCUGCUUGCUCUCUCCUCCAUGAUCUGCAUCCCGCUGUGGAUGGUGUACAAGCUCAGCACCACCCAGGGGACUCUUAAAGAGCGCCUCCAGCUGCUCACCACACCCUCAGACAGCUUACCCAAGACCAAGAGGGAGCAGGAGAGGUUACUGGCCAUCUUUGCUCCUGAGGGGGAGCCCACUCCGAAUAAAAACGGCUACUUCCCGGUCUCAGAGAGAGACUCCAACUUAUGAAGCCCCAAAGAUGAUUUGUAAAGUAAAGACUUGGGGUUUUGAUCCAAUCUUUGAGUUGCCCCAUCACAAAGACAGCAGGAAAAGAUACAAAGGUGUCACAUUAUCUACUUUAAUAUGGUUAUGGGGAACUCAGGAGACAAAGGGUCCACAGUGUGUUUGGUUUUGCAGUGUAAACAUUUCAGGGAUGGUAGUGAAGUGAUAAAAGGGGAAUAUAGUGUUAAAACAAAUGUUGUAGUUUGCAUAAUAAGGAAGCAUUUGGUGCAGAUUCAUCACCUUGACAACAAGAGGAUACUAGAUUGAAAACUGAGUUACAUCUAAAUAACCUUCAAAGUCUCUCUGUGUUUCUGUUAUCACUUUAUGGCUACAUAGUCAUAGUUGUAUCAUAUAUUGUACCUUCUUUACCGAUAAAGGGAUUUUCCCUAAUAUUAUUGUCAAUAAUAAAAUAAAAUGUUUUAUUUUUUAUCAAUGAACUGAAAUAAUAUGGCAUGUCAGUGACAUUUCUAAUACUGUAGCGCUGCAAUAACAGUAGGAUUAACAUGGCAUAUACAUCGUAGUUUCACAUUGGAAACUGUAACAAAAUGUGACUGUACAGAAAAAUGUGAAUCUUGUAAAUGUGUUUUUAAAUAAACAUGCAAAAUUUCAUGCAGGCUUAAAAUAUUCUACUGGUGCUAAACAAUGAUGUAUUACUGUAAUUUCACUGUAAUAGUCUGAUGAAAGGAUGUCAAUGCAUUGUGGGAAAUGAAGGGCUUUGUGUGACUAAAAGUUUGUACAUAUCAA
Molecule: messenger RNA, 2895 nt
Organism: Notolabrus celidotus (New Zealand spotty)
Lineage: Eukaryota; Metazoa; Chordata; Actinopteri; Labriformes; Labridae
Product: sodium- and chloride-dependent GABA transporter 2-like
Exons: 15
Coding region: 283-2118 (611 amino acids)
Biological process (GO): sodium ion transmembrane transport
Cellular component (GO): membrane
Source: RefSeq, a predicted model, not a curated record